CACAGAUUUCAUAAAUCAAAAGGAAGUAGACUGGGCCAGAGAACUUUAUAGAAUCGGUUACGAAAUUCAGUCAACAGUCGAAGACAACACAAAUCAUUGUGACUGACUGAUGGUGCGAAUUUAUCAAGAUGGAAAAAGAAAUAGUGAUAAGUGUUCCAACCGAUGAGAGUGAAAAUAUCGAGAUUGAUGCGCAACCAACUGAUGAGACGGAACGCAUUGACGAUGAGAAAGGCUUGCUACAAAAUACUAAGACGAUCGUUGCGGAUCACAAUAUGAAAUCGGAAAACGAAGAUGAACAACAUUUGGUGCCUCAUUCACCUGUUUACCAAAAAACCGUUGAAAGUUCACCAAAAAAGAUCAAUCUCAUUUCAUCGACGAUUGGAUCAAUAACAUCGCUGAAAUCAUUCGAGAAGACUUCUACGAUAAAAUGCCGGACGAUUUUGUGGUAUAUGUCGUUUGUAGGUUUUAUGGUGAAUUACAUCUAUCGAUUGAAUGUAAAUAUUGCCAUCGUUGAAAUGGUUGCCAAAAAGACAUCAGCUACAUCGAGUUACCAUCCAUCGGAAUGUGUGGUGGCAUUCAAUCAAACAAUCAACUCAUCCGCAGUGCAAGUGUAUGAUUUUCCAGUUGAUUAUUCAACCAAAUUUGAAUGGGAUGAGUUGGAUCAAAGCCGUGUACUGGGCUCAUUUUUCUGGCUUCACUGGACGCUUCAGAUUGUUGGCGGGAUAUUAGCAUCUUGUUAUGGAACCAAGGCAAUUUUCGGUUUGUCAAAUUUUGUGUCAUGCUUUCUGUGCUUCUUCAUUCCAAUGGCUGCCAAAUUCCAUGUUAACCUAUUGAUUGCAAUCAGAGUAGCUCAAGGCAUAAUCUCGGGCUUAGCCUGGCCUGCAAUGCAUCAUUUAGCUUCUCAAUGGAUUCCGCCCGAUGAACGCAGCACAUUUAUUACAUCGUAUUUGGGAAGUUCGGUUGCAAUCGCAUUUUUCUAUCCUGCAUUUGGAUUUAUACUGAGCAUUUGGUCAUGGGAGUCCGUAUUUUAUCUGAGCGGAAUUUUUGGUAGCGUUUGGUAUGUGGCUUGGCUUUACUUUGUCUACGACUCACCGGAUCAACAUCCGAGAAUUGAUCCAGCAGAACGGGAUUAUAUUGAAAAGUCUUUGGGUGGUUCCUUUCACGCGGGUGACCAAAAAACACCAUGGAAGUCGAUACUUCGAUCAAGUGCGGUUUGGGUGAAUAUCUGUGGACAAUUUGGUGGAUUAUGGGGACUGUUUACAAUGAUGACGCAGGCGCCAACUUAUUUCCGUGUUAUACACGGUUGGGGUGUCCAAAUGACCGGCAUAUUAAGUGGCAUUCCUCAUUUGUGCCGUAUGGUGUUUGCGUAUUUCUUCUCAAUAUUCGUUGAUUCAUUGUUAAGGAAACAGGUCAUGUCGCGAACAAAUGUGCGAAAAUUGGCGGGCGGCGUAGCAACCAUUUUCAAUGGGCUUUUUGUUCUUGCCCUAGCAUAUUCUGGCUGUAGCUCAACAGCAGCCGUUGUAUUCCUUACAUUGUCCACUUCAUUACAUGGCGCUGUAUCAGCCGGACCACUUGCCAGUCUCAUUGACAUCAGUCCAAAUUUCUCUGGCAUAACGCUUGGAUUGAAUGGGGUGUUUUGCGUUUCGCCUGGAUUUAUUUCACCCUGGAUUGUUGGAAGAUUGACCCAUGGAAAUCAAUCGAUUCAACAAUGGCAAUAUGUAUUUUUGAUUUGCGCAGCUGUUCUACUGUUCUGUGGUGCAGUAUACGUUUUGUUUGCAGAUUCGACAUUGCAAAGUUGGAAUCAACCCGAAACUACUUCAAAAUCAAACAAAGAUAAAGAGAUGAAAGUGAUAAAAAGUACCACUCAAAAUGAUUUGGACCCAGUCAGAGAUUGUAAUUGAUUAUUGUUGAUUGAAAUAAAAUUAUCUUUCCUUUUAA
Sitodiplosis mosellana (orange wheat blossom midge) is the source of this 1938-nucleotide messenger RNA. RefSeq names its product sialin (gene NaPi-T). Gene Ontology annotation, molecular function: transmembrane transporter activity. The record is from RefSeq and is a predicted model, not a curated record. The transcript is spliced from 9 exons. The coding region runs from base 129 to 1901 and encodes 590 amino acids. NCBI's taxonomy places the organism in Eukaryota, Metazoa, Arthropoda, Insecta, Diptera, Cecidomyiidae. Gene Ontology annotation, cellular component: plasma membrane. Gene Ontology annotation, biological process: monoatomic anion transport; transmembrane transport.